Huiozyma naganishii CBS 8797 is the source of this 1641-nucleotide messenger RNA. RefSeq names its product mRNA splicing protein PRP42 (gene PRP42). Gene Ontology annotation, molecular function: protein binding. Lineage: Eukaryota; Fungi; Ascomycota; Saccharomycetes; Saccharomycetales; Saccharomycetaceae. The transcript has a single exon. Gene Ontology annotation, cellular component: U1 snRNP; commitment complex; U2-type prespliceosome. The coding region runs from base 1 to 1641 and encodes 546 amino acids. The record is from RefSeq and is a predicted model, not a curated record. Gene Ontology annotation, biological process: mRNA 5'-splice site recognition; RNA processing.
AUGGACAAGUACACGGGCAUAAUCACAGAUGCCAAAUUUUCAAAACUGGCACUAGAAACGUCCAACUUCCCGAAGGAUUUGAACCGGUGGGAGAGACUUUUGAACUUUCUGAUAGCUGCAUCAGGGCCAAUCGACAAGACCCUCGAGAAGCAAUGCUACGAACUCAUAUGCUCGACGUACGACUCGAUGCUCUCCGCAUUCCCCUUCCUGGAAAACUAUCACGUCGAUUACGCGCUCUUCGAAUACAAACUGGGCCACGUAGAGCGCACGCGCAGGAUCUUCCAAAGGGCACUCAGCCGGUUCAACAACAGGUCUCUCCUCAUAUGGGUGUUCUACUUACAGAUCUGCAACAAACUCGACACAGAUAACAAGCAGCUCUUUGCGAAGUACGAAGUUGCAGAGCAGUACAUCGGCAUGCACUACCUCAGUUGUGAGUUCUGGGAGAUGUACUUGCAUCAGCUGAAGAGCAGGUGUAGGUCCGAAAACAGGUACAUGAUCGUGCUGAGGAAGACACUGGAACUGCCCAUCCACGACUUCAGCAGGUUCUACACGCGGUGGUUGCAGAGGAUUGAUUCCGUGAGAGACUUGUCAGAACUCACUCUGUUCGCACCAAGGGAGGAACUGGCACAGAAACUGAAGAUAGAAGUGGACUACCCGGGGAGAAGGGGGCCUUACUUGCGCGAAUGCAAAAAGCAAUUGAAGAAAUUCACCAAGGAAUUGUACAUGGUCGUCCAAUACCAGGUGAUAGAAAUGUAUACCCUCUUCGAAUCAAAGAUCUCCACGCAGUACUAUACCUCCCCACAGACGCUGAUACCAUCCGACAUAAUCGAAAACUGGCUUAAGUACCUGGACUUCACUGAAAAACUGCACGUGGACCCGCUCACGCAUUUGAACUACCAGAGGGCGUUGCUGCCCUUGGCUCACUACGAUGCAGUAUGGAUUCGAUACGCGCGCUGGUUGAUCGAGGAGAAAUGCGACCUGGUAACCGCUAAGAACGUUCUUGUGCAGGGGUUACAGCUCUGCAAUAGAAAGACGGGAAUUUUGAAUCAUUUGUAUGCACUGCUUGUGAAGAUGAACGAACUGUCUCUCUUAGACGGCGUGCUCAAGCAAACUGAAGCGUUGUUCGACAACUCUGUCGAAGUUUUGAAGGAUUUCGAAGUAUUUUGGGACUAUAUACAAUACGAGCUGUUUCUGCAGAGGUCCGUCACCCAGAAGAACAGUAGAUAUGGCGGUGCGGACGACUCCAGUAAUGAGUUCAUACCGGGGAAGUUAUUGGGAAGAAUAAAAGCAUGGCUAGAUUUGGGAGACAGUAGAACGGGACAAACCGAAAUAUUGUCCAUGCUCAUUGGCUUGCAAACCAAGGGGAACACACAGGUCAUCGAACAGGUCUUCAAUUACCUACUAAAGGAGAGCGCGGCAAGGGAGUUUUACCACAACAGUAGUUUUUUUUGGAGAUACUACUGUCUCCUGGUCUUUCACGAUCUGUCGAAAUCAUACUUGGAAAGAAGAACUUCACUCAUCGAAUCCGUAUGGUCACAAGUCCCCAAAGCGAACAAGGAAGUUGUCGCAACUUUACAUGACUUCUGUGAAUCGUAUAUUCCGGAAGAGAUCGAUACAUUACGGGGGAUGUUCGGACUGUAA